Molecule: messenger RNA, 375 nt
Organism: Laccaria bicolor S238N-H82
Lineage: Eukaryota; Fungi; Basidiomycota; Agaricomycetes; Agaricales; Hydnangiaceae
Exons: 3
Coding region: 1-375 (124 amino acids)
Source: RefSeq, a predicted model, not a curated record
AUGUCUGACGCUGAGCCCUACACUCAUCACCUGCGCAUCCCCUCCAACGCAAGCUCCACGUCUUCCAACGCAUCUGAUUCGCCGCUCUCACACUCUCCCGCCUACCCCUCUUUCGACCUUUACCCUUUGCCUUUUUUCAAUGGCCAAGGCACUGUCGAUUUAAACUCCCAUAACUAUUCGCACUACGCUUCUCAGUCGCCUAUUUCUCCAGCCAUUGGCUUGAUGCAGCCGUCACCAUCGUUUACUCACCAUGGAACGAAUUGUACUCAAAUACCCAAACUUCGAAUGGCUUGUGCUUCAGGACCCAAUGGUCACCGAUCCAUGUGGAGUCUCUGCGAACAAUGCGGCGCCAUCUCGAUGAUCGACAAAGACUGA